UUCUCAGUCAAACUUUGACUGAUUUUCAUACAUUACUUACAUUUAACAAUUAAAUAGCACCCAUUCCUUUGCUUCAUCAUUCACCAUAAACCCUCCUCUCACUAAGCUUUUGCCAUUUCAAUUCUCUGUCCCAACAAAUCAGUUUAAAGUUCAAAACUUAGUUGCCAUUUCAAUAGUUAGAUAGAGUAAAAUGGAAAGUGAAAAGAGUUGGGAGCAGAAAGCUCUCGUGAGUGAGCUAAUUCAGGGGUUGCAGAUAGCAAUAAAGUUGAAGGAAAACUUCAAUAUACCCUCUUCGAUUCACGCUAGGGACUCACUACUGCAGAGUAUAUUGUCUUCUUACGACAAGGCUUUGCUUAUUCUGAAACAAAAUGCACCAUUUUCAAAUUCAGAAACCAUGCAUCAACCAACUCAAACUUCCUCACCACAGUUUCCUCCCAAAGAUCACUACGAAGGUGCCCUCAAGGAUCAUCAAAAACUUAAACAAAAUUCAAAGAAAAGAAAGAAGAUGCCCAAAUGGACGGAACAGGUUAGAGUGAAGAUCCAGAAUGGGGUUGAAGAACCUCUGCAAGAUAAUUACAGCUGGAGAAAAUAUGGACAGAAAAACAUCCUCAAUGCAAAAUAUCCCAGAAGCUACUACAGGUGCACAUUCCAAAAAUCUAAGGGCUGCUUCGCCACCAAGCAAGUGCAGAGAUCAGAAGAAGACCCCAAUGUCUUUGACAUAAGUUACCGAGGAAGCCACGUCUGUUCUCAGGGAAACGAUGCCGUUCUGUCAUUAAAGUUAGCAGACACAGAAGAGAAAUCGCAAGGUUGUGACAGUGACGUUCAUCAUGCACAGUCAUCGCGAGAAAGAGUUACAAACUACACAAACACGUUGACUGUGGAAACGGAUAACAUGACGCCACAUCCAUUCCCUUCGUUUGGAUGCAUGCCACAAGAUAACCACCACACGUUUCUUCCUUCCUUCGUACUGGAGAAUGAUACCUUUUGCAGCACCGUUUCCCAAACAUCCUUCUUCUCUCCGAACACACCUGAAUCAAAUUAUCUUGUGUCUCCGUCUUUCCAUUUACAUGAUGAACUCGACAGGGUCUUUGACAAGCCGUGCCCUGAUUCUGAUGCUGCCGGGAACGUUUUAGCUGAUGCAUCAACCAUCAAUUCUCCAAAUUUUGACUUCAAUUUCUCACUCGAUGCAGUGGGAAUUGGUGCAAAUUGCCCUUCAAUGCCUGGGGGUUUUCAUCCUAAGUGCACUUGAGAAAAUUAAUUUCAUAGUGUUUGUCGAAAUUAUUGUUAGCAUUUGAAGAAACGAAAAAACGACAGUACGAUGAUGCAUUAGAAUCCAGACAGCACUAAUAAA
Molecule: messenger RNA, 1351 nt
Organism: Vigna umbellata (rice bean)
Lineage: Eukaryota; Viridiplantae; Streptophyta; Magnoliopsida; Fabales; Fabaceae
Product: putative WRKY transcription factor 53
Biological process (GO): regulation of DNA-templated transcription
Cellular component (GO): nucleus
Molecular function (GO): transcription cis-regulatory region binding; DNA-binding transcription factor activity
Source: RefSeq, a predicted model, not a curated record